AUGUACCAGCCAUUCUACAGGAUCUACUGUUUAUUCGCAGAGCUGGGAGAACAUUAUGGUAAGGGGAACACUGGCGAAUCUAUGUGUGGAUCAACUCACGACCCAAAGCACCUGACCUAUGAGUCCAAUGUUGGAACAUCCAAGAACAUCGUCGUUGCCGACAAACAAGCAAUGCGUUACUUGAAAGCUUAUGCGUGGUUCAUGGAGGGCAUCGUCCCGUCUCCUCUGGGAAAGUUCCGACUAGGUGCUGCAAGCGUCACCGAAGUCUUUCCGUUUCUCGGACCUGUAGUGGUCUUUUUGACAAGCAUGACUGUGUAUUGCCGUACGAUAAGUAAUGUUUCAGCUCCCUUCUGGGUCUGCAAAGAGAUGCUUUUCCCUCUCUUAUGGAGUAUAUUCUUCUCAUUCUUCUUCCCUGAGGUUGGUGAUAUCGCCGCAAGCAGUAUCUCCCCCAGCAGACGAGCAGCUCGCAAACUCAAAUACUUUCUCAAGCUUCGUGGCCUUCUCGCUAAAGAUCAGAAGUAUGACGAUGGGCUCUACAUAUCCACCAGGCUUUCAGACGUUUUUCCGGAGCUACCCGGCGAUGGGGAGGAGGAGCACGAGUGGGCGUAUCCUGAAAAGCUAAGGGAAGAGCUUUAUGGUGGGAAGGACUUUCUGCAUUUGGUCGGUAGAAGGAAUGGGGAAGAUAAAGUCUGA
Molecule: messenger RNA, 693 nt
Organism: Cryptococcus wingfieldii CBS 7118
Lineage: Eukaryota; Fungi; Basidiomycota; Tremellomycetes; Tremellales; Cryptococcaceae
Exons: 4
Coding region: 1-693 (230 amino acids)
Source: RefSeq, a predicted model, not a curated record